Molecule: messenger RNA, 904 nt
Organism: Colletotrichum phormii
Lineage: Eukaryota; Fungi; Ascomycota; Sordariomycetes; Glomerellales; Glomerellaceae
Exons: 2
Coding region: 72-575 (167 amino acids)
Source: RefSeq, a predicted model, not a curated record
GACUGGGCACUUCCACCAACCGAAACCGAUUCUCGUCCCUUGGAUCGGCAGACUCCUUCGUUCAUUCGUGAAUGCUUUCUCUGGAAAAUCUCAUUUGCAGCGCAUUGCGGACUAUGCCUACUCUGUCGCCUUUUGGAACAAACAGGUCCCGUCCUUGUCAAUUUCGCCCAAGUCGAGACAAUGAGGAUCAAGCCAGUCUGGGGGCAGGAACAUGUGCUCUCGGAGACUCUCGUUACCCGACAGAGUACACAGCCAACCACUGUGCUUUAGGAAAGCAAGACUGUCGACAGCGUCUUCUGGUGCGCGAACGCUCCCGAGGAAUCUGCCGAGACCCUGCGCUAAGCGCUUCGCUGUUGCCGUACUGUCUGCUCUCGACGAGAAAUCGGGAAUCUUCGUCCACGAGCUUGACUUUGGUCACACGGCCUGUUCUCGUCGGUGUUGGUCGUUGCGGGAUAACGGGGUCAUUGUCGUCGGCGGCCUGCUGUGAACAAGCGAAUUCCGUUUCCACAACGGUCGUGAGGCUUUUCCAUUCCAGGACCAUCAGCCUUGUCGGGAGGAAACCAAGGAGGUAUUAAUUGCCAUCGGUGGGAUGGUUUAUCCAGCAAGCAGGGCUGUUGAUCUGGACUUGGAAAGCGGCGUGCGUCUGUUCGUAGAAAGACCAAACCAGCAGCCCGCCAUCGGAAGAGACCAAGACCAUGCGGUCAUCUGCAUUGAACAGAAGUUGGCGGAUCUUGCUAUCGACUCACCAGUUGCCCAAAGUUUCCACAAGCCAUGUGGGUGGCCGCGAUAGACCCUUUUGGCUGAUGCGAAGUGAUGAGCUCACCGUUCUUGGUCAAAGCCUGAAUUUUCCCAUGCGGGUGUGCCGUGUAGAGCACAGAAUUGCGCGGACUAAUGCAGAGAAUCU